AAAAACUAGAAAGAGGAAUAAAUAUAGUGAGAAGCUCAUUCUUCGUCACCGCAGUUAAUAUAAUAGUAUAAUAUAGUUAAUAGAGUGAAUAUACUUAAUGUAAUAUAUAUAGUAUAAAAAUUAAUAUAAUAGAACAAAUUAAAUUUAUUCAUUCAAUUAUAUGAAAAAUAAAAAAAUAAAAGAAUAAUAAAAUUUAUAGGAGUAAACUGUGGCACGUUCACUAAAAAAAAAUCCCUUUGUAGCUCAUAAAUUAUUAAAAAAAAUUGAGAAACUUAACACAAAGGGAGAAAAAGAAAUAAUAAUAACUUGGUCCCGGGGAUCUACUAUUAUUCCAAUAAUGAUUGGUCAUACUAUUGCCAUUCAUAAUGGGAAAGAGCAUCUCCCUAUUUAUAUAAUGGAUGAUAUGGUCGGACACAAAUUGGGAGAAUUUGCAACUACUUUAAAUUUUCGAGGACAUGCAAAAAAUGAUAAGAAAUCUCAUCGGUAAUGUGAAUACUAAAAAAUAUUUUGAUGCUUAUAAGUCAUUAGUAGGAGGCAAAUUUUAUGUAGAUGCUAAAUAAAAAAACCCCCAGAAGUAUACGUUUUAGGUCGACGUAUAGCUAUGUCGGCUAAUAAAGCACGAAGAGUUAUUGAUGACCAAAUUCGUGGGCGUUCCUAUGAGGAAACACUUAUUAUAUUAGAACUCAUGCCCUAUCGUGCCAGUUAUCAAAUUUUAAAAUUGGUUUAUUCAGCCGCAUCAAAUGCUAGUUACACUAUGGCUUCAAAUAAAGCAAAUUUAGUUAUUAGUCAAGCUGAAGUUAAUGAGGGGACUGCUGGAAAGAAAUUAAAACCUCGGGCUCGCGGGCGUAGUUAUCCAAUAAAAAGACCGACCUGCCAUAUCACUAUUGUACUAAAAGAUAUUUCAUUCAAUGAUUCUGAAUCCGUGGAGCUCGGUUUGCUAAAAAAACCACAAGCGAAAAAAAAUUCUAGAACUAAAGCAUAUUCUGAUAUCCAGAAAAGGAGGUAUUUAUGGGACAAAAAAUAAAUCCACUUGGUUUCAGACUUGGUACAAACCAGGCCCAUUAUUCACUUUGGUUUUCGCAACCAAAAAC
This is a messenger RNA of Cuscuta europaea, 1091 nucleotides long. The record is from the annotation of a GenBank genome assembly. NCBI's taxonomy places the organism in Eukaryota, Viridiplantae, Streptophyta, Magnoliopsida, Solanales, Convolvulaceae.